AUUUAUGGGGUAUGGGGUAUUGUUGGAAGUAAACUACUUGACUUGUAAAUGAAUUUUCCUUGGCCAUAGGAAAAUUUAUGAUUGAAUCCAGUUAAAAUCAAUUUGGACGAGCUUUGGGCUAACUGCUUGAUUUUAUAAAAGUAUCACCAUACUCAACAAUUAUAGUACAAUGGAAGAUCAAGUUCUUACCAAAGAAACAUGGCCACAAGAAGCCGAGGCGGCGAUCAACGACAUACGCAAACACGUGAAAUCGGCCAACAUAUCAACCCAGCUGAAAAACGACAACCAGCGGAUUUACAUCAACCUCACAACCCUGGAGAACUCCGACUAUUGCGUCGAAAUGUCCGCCGCCGGGUUCAGAGUCGUGGGCCGGACUUACGACGACACAACCCUAGCGAUCAUCGAGAACAUGAAUUAUGAAACCCCCUACGCCUUGCUCAAUAACAUCAGUCAGAAAUACAGGGAGUCUUUCGGUGGUGAGUUGAUGAACAAACUACUGGAUCUCGCCAAAAAGGAGACUUGAAUUUUGAGUCGUUUGCAGACGAUUUUAGAGCUUAUUUUGUAGCAAACAGCCUUACUAGACAUAGAUGUCACAUACACGAGCUUUUGGAGAAAUAUUGUUGGGUUUCCGAAUUUCCGAGGGUUGUUUAAAGUGAUUAGAAGGUUGUAAUUGGCGACUGUUGAAACUGUCAGUAUUUAUCAGUGCUAUAAAUGUAUUUAAAGUAAAAAAUAGACCAAAUUAGGAUAAAUUGUAAUCGUAAUAGAUAGUGUUUCUGAAGGUAAAACUACCGACAUGAACUGGAUUCAUUGU
Cydia amplana is the source of this 811-nucleotide messenger RNA. RefSeq names its product GSK3-beta interaction protein-like. Gene Ontology annotation, molecular function: protein kinase A binding; kinase regulator activity. NCBI's taxonomy places the organism in Eukaryota, Metazoa, Arthropoda, Insecta, Lepidoptera, Tortricidae. Bases 170 to 523 code for a protein of 117 amino acids. Gene Ontology annotation, biological process: regulation of canonical Wnt signaling pathway. The transcript has 2 exons. The record is from RefSeq and is a predicted model, not a curated record. Gene Ontology annotation, cellular component: cytoplasm.